AUGGAUCCGAACUUCGUACCGCCGCCGGGGCCUCCGGUCACCAGAGUCGCCGAGAUCAAUGGCGUGGCCAUAUCGAUGACGGUCUGCGUGGCCAUCUUCGUGCCCCUACGAUUCUGGGUGAGAGGUGCGAUGGUGGGCAAGGUUGGCCCGGAUGACUGGUGCAUUGGAGUCGCAACCAUACUGUCGAUAUUACUGAACGUUCUCGUCAUGGUCUCCACACAUUACGGCGCAGGUCAACACUUUUGGAACCUCGAGGCUGAUGAGAUGGCCGAAGGACUCAAAUACAACUACCUCACGCAGAUCCUCACUGUGCCCUGUCUGGCCAUGGUUAAAGUCAGCAUCGGCCUCUUCCUGCUGCGUCUCGCGGCCUCAAAGCUCUACCGGCACGUCUGUGUGGGCUUCAUCGUGAUCAUGUCUACAUACUCGUUCGCCUCCGCCUUGACCAUCAUCUUCCAAUGCUAUCCCGUGCGGGCCAUCUGGGAUGUUUCCACUCCGAACGCGAACUGCAUGUCCACCCAAGUGCGGCUGGGAUUGGGAUAUAGCUAUUCCAUCGUUACCAUCAUCUCCGACUUCUUCCUUGUCGUGCUACCGAUCGCCAUGCUCUGGCACGUCCAGAUCCCGCGCCGCCAGCGCUUCAUGAUCUGCGGUAUCCUCUCGGUGGGCACGUUCGCCGCGUCCGCCUCGAUCGUCAAAUGCCUGUACGUCGUCAACUUCGGCCGGACGGGCGAUUUCCUCUGGGACUCAAGCGACGUCUGCAUGUGGACGAUGAUCGAAGUGAACGUCGGCAUUCUCAGCGCGUCGCUUCCGGCGCUGAAGCCACUAUUCAAGCGGGUAAUGAACAAGGCGCUGUACUCCUCCGAGCGCUCACGCACCCGCGGGCUCUCGAACUCCCGCGGCCACCAGCUCUCGAGCAUAAACAAGUCCGGCGUCGCACGACCGGACCCGCAGAACGGCAUCAGCAACGAUAUCCGCGCGGGAAGCGCGCACACGAUCCUUUACGGCCAGAGGGUGCGCUUGCCGGAUAGUGAGAGUGAAGAGGGAAUCUUUGGGAUUAGUAAGAGGACGGAGGUUAGUGUUGAUGUGGAAACUAUCUCGACUAGUAGUGGCGAGGGAGGGGUCGGCGGAAUUGGCGGGAUAGGCGUAAUCAGGGAUGAUCGGGCGCCGGCGAGUGCAGCGGCGUCGCAUGUGCUUUAUUGA
Tricharina praecox is the source of this 1197-nucleotide messenger RNA. RefSeq lists its product as uncharacterized. The record is from RefSeq and is a predicted model, not a curated record. NCBI's taxonomy places the organism in Eukaryota, Fungi, Ascomycota, Pezizomycetes, Pezizales, Pyronemataceae. The transcript has 5 exons. The coding region runs from base 1 to 1197 and encodes 398 amino acids.